This is a messenger RNA of Trichobilharzia regenti, 381 nucleotides long. Lineage: Eukaryota; Metazoa; Platyhelminthes; Trematoda; Strigeidida; Schistosomatidae. The record is from the annotation of a GenBank genome assembly.
AUGGUUUUAGUGAUCAGCUUUCAAGUAGAGUCAGUUAGUUUUGAGGAAUUAAAAGCACAAGUGAAAGCACUAUUGUCCAAAGUCGUUAAUAUUGGACCUAUAAGCUGUUAUGAGUGUAUUGGCUGUGAAACAGUGGAUAGCAAUACGCCGAAGAAAAUGAAUUGUUCAGCUUGCAUGAAAGCUGUUUUGACGUCGCCAAUAAGACAUGUUUCAAGAGGAUGUGUACCGUCAUGCCAAGGUCAUCCACGCCAGCCAGGCCUUGAGUUGAACUGUUGUGAAUCUGAACUGUGCAAUUCAACAUCACACAUGAAAUCGAACCUUAAACUGAUUUGUUUCACUCUUUUAGUUUUCAUCAUCACUAAAUCUAUUUAUGCAGUUUGA